AAAAAGAAAAAAAAGGAGGGCGCGAAACCGCAGGCGGGCGGUGGAGAUGAGCUCGUCGACGUCCGGCCGCGACGACGACGCGCCGGACCUCGUAUGCCAGAUCGACUGCGUCCACGGCAUGGUCGACGCGCUCUCCUGCGUUCGCUGGAAGCGCCACCAGGACGCGGUGCUGGAGCUGUCGGAGCACGGGAUCGUCCUCAUCGUCGAGGAGAGCGGCUGCCUCCAGGCCAAGGUCUACCUCAAGCGCGAGCUGUUUAUGGAGUACGAGUAUGCAGCUGAGGGGCGGCCGCGGUUUGGCCUCAGCCUGGGGCUCCUCGUCGAUUGCCUCAACACGUUCUCGUCCCCAGGGCACUCCUCCGCUGUCGAGAUCCGGUACCCUGGGCCUGACAUGCAGCUUCUUCUCAAGUCGGUGGGUUCCCCAGAUUCAUGUAUGUAUGCAGAAAUUAGGACCAGGAUUCCAGACACAAUCUCCUGGGAUUACCAUUUUGAGCAUUCUGGGAAUACACCAGUCACUUUUACUGUCAAGUCUUCCGUCCUGAAAGAAUCGAUUGAGGACCUUGAGUGGCCAGGUUCUAGCAUUCAAAUUCAAAUGCAACCAGACCCACCUUCAGUGAUAUUCAAAGGUGAAGGGCAUGGUGACUUGCAGAUUGAAUUACCCUACUAUGCAAAUACAGAUCUUCUCAUUGCGUUUCAGUGUGAGCAAGAAACAUCAUACAGGUAUAAGUACAAGUUUCUUCGUGCAACAACUUCAAAUUUCCCAAGCAGUAUUGUGAAGGAGAAUCGUGGGAGUAAGGUGACGAUUGGGAGGGGAGGGAUGCUCAAAAUCCAGCACCUAGUUUCAGUUGCAAGGCCAGGUAUGCAAUACUUCCGUAAUGUUGCUGGAGGGGCUCAACAGCCGAGCCGAAUUGCUUAUAUAGAGUUCUUUGUAAAGCCAGAGGAAGAUGAUAACACUAUAAAUGAUGCUUAGGAUUGUGGUAUGACUUGUGUUCCACACCUCAUGUCAUCCAUUCAGCCUUGCUUCGCACCUCAUCUCACCAGUCAAUUAUAGUUUCUGAUUUAGCAUCUAUUUCUUGAUUGGUGGUUUUUAGUGAAAAUAAAUUAAGGUUUUUAUGUCCUUUACCAAUUGAUUAACUUCUAUGUAAUCACAUUCCUUCA
Molecule: messenger RNA, 1155 nt
Organism: Oryza brachyantha (malo sina)
Lineage: Eukaryota; Viridiplantae; Streptophyta; Magnoliopsida; Poales; Poaceae
Exons: 7
Coding region: 47-967 (306 amino acids)
Biological process (GO): DNA repair; DNA damage checkpoint signaling
Cellular component (GO): checkpoint clamp complex
Source: RefSeq, a predicted model, not a curated record